This is a messenger RNA of Schizosaccharomyces osmophilus, 2493 nucleotides long. RefSeq names its product MCM complex subunit Mcm2 (gene mcm2). Gene Ontology annotation, biological process: double-strand break repair via break-induced replication; DNA replication; mitotic DNA replication initiation. Gene Ontology annotation, molecular function: single-stranded DNA helicase activity; single-stranded DNA binding; ATP binding. Gene Ontology annotation, cellular component: nucleus; MCM complex. The coding region runs from base 1 to 2493 and encodes 830 amino acids. Lineage: Eukaryota; Fungi; Ascomycota; Schizosaccharomycetes; Schizosaccharomycetales; Schizosaccharomycetaceae. The record is from RefSeq and is a predicted model, not a curated record. The transcript has 2 exons.
AUGGAUUCUUUCCGGAAACGCGGCCGUAGAGACUCGGAAAGUCUUCCUGUAGGAUCAGAUCAUUCUUCCACCGGGAAUACCCCUUUGUCGCUUCCUCCCUCUUCUCCUCCCCCAGAAUUUUCAGAUGAGGCAGCCGAAGCUCUGGUAGAAGAUGAAAUUGAAGACGUUGAUAAUGAUAACGUGGAUGUAGAUGAGGAAGAUGGUGAGGACUUGUUUGGCGACGAUAUGGAAAGAGAUUAUCACCAAAAUUUGGAACUUGACCGAUACGAUUUGGAUGAAUUGGACGAUGAAAAUGAUUUGGAAGAGUUAGACUUAGGUGAUCGCAGAAUCAUUGAUGCAAAAUUACGGCACCGCGAUAUGGAAUUAGAGGCUACCGCUGGCCGAACAAAACCUGCAGCUUUUCUCCAGGAUGAGGAUGAUGAUCUGGACUCCAAUAUGGGCCUCGGUAUUCCAAGACAUCGUCAUCGUAUUUACGAUGAAUUUGCACCAAAUGCAGGAGCAUUAGACGAAGCAGGCGAACUUCCAUUGGAAUCCAUUGCAGACGUAAAGGCUGAUAGUAUUGCUGAAUGGGUGACUUUGGAUCCUGUUCGCAGAACUAUUGCCCGUGAGUUCAAAAACUUUCUUUUAGAAUACACUGACGAAAAAGGCACAUCUGUUUAUGGUAACAGAAUUCGAACAUUGGGUGAGGUUAACGCAGAAUCUUUGCUGGUUAAUUAUGCUCAUUUGGGAGAAUCAAAACCUAUUCUUGCUUAUUUUUUAGCUAAUGCUCCUGCUCCUGUUUUAAGGAUAUUCGAUCGAGUUGCGUUAGAAGCUACCCUCUUGCACUAUCCUGAUUAUGAACGUAUUCAUUCUGACAUUCAUGUUCGAAUUACUAAUCUUCCAACCUCUUUUACGUUAAGAGAACUUCGUCAAACUCAUUUGAACUGUUUGGUACGUGUUUCUGGUGUAGUAACACGAAGAACAGGCCUUUUCCCUCAGUUAAAGCACAUUCGUUUUACCUGCACGAAGUGUGGUGCUACUUUAGGUCCUUUCUUUCAGGAUUCUAGUGUGGAAGUGAAAAUUUCUUUCUGUCACAAUUGUUCUAGUCGUGGUCCCUUUGUUAUUAAUUCCGAAAGGACAGUUUAUAACAACUAUCAGCGACUUACCCUCCAAGAAUCACCAGGAACUGUUCCUUCAGGUCGUUUGCCUCGUCACCGUGAAGUGGUGCUCUUGGCUGAUCUGGUAGACAACGCCAAGCCUGGUGAAGAGAUAGAAGUAACUGGUAUUUACCGUAAUAAUUUUGAUGCUAGUCUUAAUACGAAAAACGGGUUCCCGGUUUUUGCUACAAUCAUCGAAGCUAAUCACAUAUCUCAUGUUGAUAAUAGCGGCAGUGCCGACGAUGAUUUUUCCCUUAAUCGCCUAACGGAUGAUGAAGAACGAGAAAUACGUGCACUUGCCAAGAGUCCUGAUGUCCACGAAAGAAUUAUUGCUUCCGUCUCACCUUCCAUUUAUGGUCAUCGAUCUAUAAAGGUUGCCAUUGCUGCAGCUUUAUUUGGUGGUGUCCCAAAAAAUAUCAGCGGAAAACAUAAAAUUCGUGGUGAUAUAAACCUCUUACUCUUGGGAGAUCCUGGUACUGCAAAAUCACAAUUUCUUAAGUAUGUCGAGAAGACUGCUCACCGCGCCGUUUUUGCUACUGGUCAAGGUGCUAGUGCCGUCGGUUUAACAGCAUCCGUUCGAAAGGAUCCAAUUACUAAUGAAUGGACUUUGGAAGGUGGUGCUCUUGUUUUAGCUGACAAAGGUGUUUGCUUAAUUGACGAAUUUGAUAAAAUGAAUGAUCAGGAUCGUACUUCUAUUCACGAAGCUAUGGAGCAACAGAGUAUUUCAAUCUCUAAGGCAGGUAUCGUGACGACCUUGCAGGCAAGGUGUACGAUUAUCGCAGCCGCUAAUCCAAUUGGUGGACGGUAUAAUACAACGAUCCCCUUAAGCCAAAAUGUAGAAUUAACAGAACCCAUUUUGUCUCGUUUCGAUGUAUUGCAAGUUGUUAAAGAUACCGUGAAUCCAGAAGUAGAUGAACAGCUUGCCAGUUUUGUUGUCUCAAGCCAUAUUAGAUCUCAUCCAUCUUUUGAUCCCGACUUUGAUGUUUUGACAAAGGCACCUACUGAGACGGGUGUUGAAGCAAAUGCUAUUCCUCAAGAUAUGUUACGGAAAUACAUUCAUUAUGCGAGAGAGCGGGUGACACCUCGUUUGCUACAAAUGGAUGAAGAGAAGAUUUCAAGGCUUUACAGUGAUAUGAGACGUCAAUCACUUGCUACAGGAAGCUAUCCCAUCACCGUUCGUCAUCUUGAGUCUGCUAUUCGUUUAAGUGAAGCCUUCGCCAAGAUGGAGCUUAGUGAGUUCGUUCGACCUGUGCAUAUAGACAAGGCUAUUCAUGUAAUUGUUGAUUCUUUCGUCAACGCACAGAAAAUGAGUGUCAAGCGCAGUCUCUCACGCACUUUUGCAAAAUAUUUACUUUGA